UCUCCAUGGCGGCCGCGGCGGCUGGGCCGGUGUUCUGGAGGCGGCUGCUGGGCCUCCUGCCUGGCCGGCCCGGGCUGGCCGCGCUCCUGGGGCGCCUGUCCGACCGCCUCGGCAGGAACCGGGACCGCCGGCGCAGGAGGUCGCCAUGGCUGUUACUGGCUCCCUUGCUGUCCCCGGCCAUCCCCCAGGUCACCUCCCCACCCUGCUGCCUGUGCCCUGAAGGUGUGCACAGGUUCCAGUGGAUCAGAAACCUCGUUCCAGAGUUUGGCGUCUCCAGCUCUCAUGUCAAAGUGCUUUCUUCCCCUGCAGAGUUCUUCGAGCUCAUGAAGGGGCAGAUAAAAGUAGCCAAGAGGAGGGUUGUGAUGGCAUCUCUCUACCUGGGGACAGGUCCUUUGGAACAGGAGCUGGUGGAUUGCCUGGAAAAUACUCUAGAAAAGUCUCUUCAAGCAAAGCUUCCUUCUGACCUCAAGGUCUCCAUUCUCCUGGACUUCACCCGCGGCUCACGAGGCAGGAAGAACUCCCGCACCAUGCUGCUCCCCCUCCUACAGAAGUUUCCAGAGCAUGUACGCGUCUCCCUCUUCCAUACUCCAAACCUCCGCGGGCUCCUCCGGCUCCUUACCCCCGAGCGCUUCAACGAGACCAUCGGCCUCCAGCACAUCAAGGUGUACCUCUUUGACAACAACGUCGUCCUGAGUGGUGCAAACCUGAGUGACUCCUACUUCACCAACCGCCAGGACCGGUACGUGUUCUUGCAGGACUGUGCGGAGAUUGCUGACUUCUUCACCGAGCUGGUGGAUGCCGUGGGGGAUGUGUCCCUGCAGCUGCAGGGGGAUGACACGGUGCAGGUGGUUGACGGGAUGGUGCAUCCUUACAAAGGUGACCGGGUUGCAUACUGCAAGGCAGCCAAUAAGCGGGUCAUGGAUGUGAUCCAUUCAGCCCGGACCCGCCAGCAGAUGCUGCAUGCUCAGACCUUCCAUGGUGACUCCCUGUUGACCCAGGAGGAGGCUGCAGCUGCCGGGGAUCGGAGGCCAGCGCCUGACACCUGGAUUUACCCGUUGAUCCAGAUGAAGCCCUUUGAGAUCCAGAUCGAUGAGAUCGUCACCGAGACCCUGUUGACUGAAGCCGAGCGAGGCUCUAGGGUCUUCCUCACCACUGGCUACUUCAAUCUGACCCAGGCCUACAUGGACCUGGUCCUGGGCACACGAGCUGAAUACCAGAUUCUGCUGGCCUCCCCAGAGGUGAAUGGCUUCUUUGGGGCCAAGGGCGUAGCUGGUGCCAUCCCAGCGGCCUACGUGCACAUUGAGCGGCAGUUCUACAGCGAGGUGUGCAGCCUGGGGCAGCAGGAGCGGGUCCAGCUGCAGGAGUACUGGCGCAGGGGCUGGACAUUUCAUGCCAAAGGCCUCUGGCUGUACCUGGCAGGGAGCAGCCUGCCCUGCCUCACGCUGAUUGGCUCUCCUAAUUUUGGGUACAGGUCAGUUCACCGGGACCUAGAGGCCCAGAUUGCUAUUGUGACGGAGAGCCGCGCCCUGCAGCAGCAGCUCCACCAGGAGCAAGAGCAGCUCUACCUGCGGUCAGCUGUGGUGUCCUCCGCUACCUUUGAGCAGCCGGGGCGGCAGGUGAAGCUGUGGGUGAAGAUGGUGACGCCACUGAUCAAGAACUUCUUCUGAGAUCAGACAGGAAUGGCCUUGAUGAAGAUGACGGGCAUGGUUGGCGUCAGCUCCUUCAGCCGCGACUCAGCGAUGACUCCGGUCUGGGUGUCCCAGCGAGCUCCUGAGGGGAAGCGGGGCUGAGGGUCAGGGAGGCCCUGGCCGGGGGAGCCCGUCAGUGUGGUGUGCUGACAGGGAGGGAGGGGGUGCCCGCAGGGCAAGGCCCGGCCCCCCCACUUUGCCGGAAGAUGGUGGUGUCCGGAGCUCAGGCCUGGGCCGGGGUGGACACUGCUGGGCCUGGAGGUGUGAGCAGAGGCUUGGCAGGUGGCCGCGUGCACGUGCAGCUGCCCAUGACCCCGCUGCGCCCUGAGCCCCAUGCACUGCGGCCUUGGCUUCCUUCUCUUUAAAUCGUGGUGUUUUUAGAGCCUCAUCUGCGCCUUCCUGAUUUCAGUGCCAGGAAGUCAGAACUCCUGCUGAAAACCAUAAAGUCUCCUGCCUCUAACUGUAUAAUGUCUAUCCUCUAUGUACAUAGAGUAUAAAUACCUAUGCCUAAUAUAAAUAUUAUUUGCCUCUGACCAGACUGCUAUCAUUUCUACUUGCCCUAUUGAGUGGUGUUUAUAUUUCCUGUCUGGAAUUCCAAAUAAACAGUGGAGAAUGGC
This is a messenger RNA of Dipodomys spectabilis (banner-tailed kangaroo rat), 2305 nucleotides long. RefSeq names its product phosphatidylglycerophosphate synthase 1 (gene Pgs1). Gene Ontology annotation, molecular function: CDP-diacylglycerol-glycerol-3-phosphate 3-phosphatidyltransferase activity. Gene Ontology annotation, biological process: cardiolipin biosynthetic process. Gene Ontology annotation, cellular component: mitochondrion. The transcript has 10 exons. Bases 6 to 1667 code for a protein of 553 amino acids. The record is from RefSeq and is a predicted model, not a curated record. Lineage: Eukaryota; Metazoa; Chordata; Mammalia; Rodentia; Heteromyidae.